This is a messenger RNA of Python bivittatus (Burmese python), 2072 nucleotides long. It is a transcript of the gene MAPK14, whose product is annotated as mitogen-activated protein kinase 14. Gene Ontology annotation, biological process: protein phosphorylation; p38MAPK cascade. Lineage: Eukaryota; Metazoa; Chordata; Lepidosauria; Squamata; Pythonidae. Gene Ontology annotation, molecular function: ATP binding; MAP kinase activity. The record is from RefSeq and is a predicted model, not a curated record.
UCGACUCUUGAACCAGCUCCGGUCUCCUUAGAGACCCCUGCGUGCUCCGCGGGUGGCCUUCCCCGCCAGGGAUCGGGCAGCCUGGAGAAGUGAGCGCUUGCGGGGCUCCGGCCACUGUUCCUCCAAAGGUCCCCCUCCUUUCCUUCAGAGGAGGGGCUGCAGCGGUGCAGGGCGCUCGGAGCGAGCCGCGGCCAGCGACCGAAGUUGCAGCUGGGCGCGGGCGACUUUUCCCACCUCCUCCCUCCGCGCGGGAAACCCCCUUUCGCUGCAGGGGGAGGAGCCGAGGUCCCUGCUCGAGGGUCUCCUCCCUCCCGGCCCCGCUGGGUGGGGCGGACUCGGGGUCGAGAUGACCCAGGAGCGGCCCAAGUUCUACCGGCAAGAGCUGAACAAGACGGUCUGGGAGGUGCCUGAGCGUUACCAGAACCUCUCGCCGGUGGGUUCCGGAGCUUACGGCUCCGUCUGCUCGGCCUUUGAUGCUAAAACUGGCCUCCGUGUGGCAGUGAAGAAGUUGUCCAGACCAUUUCAGUCUAUCAUACAUGCCAAAAGGACCUACCGCGAACUGCGACUGCUUAAACAUAUGAAACAUGAAAAUGUUAUUGGACUUCUAGAUGUAUUCUCACCUGCAAAGUCAUUUGAGGAGUUCAAUGAUGUAUAUCUUGUAACCCAUCUCAUGGGAGCGGAUUUGAACAAUAUUGUGAAAUGUCAGAAACUCACAGAUGACCAUGUACAGUUUCUUAUCUAUCAAAUUCUUCGGGGUUUGAAGUAUAUCCAUUCUGCUGAUAUAAUACACAGAGAUUUAAAACCUAGUAACCUAGCUGUGAAUGAAGACUGUGAGUUGAAGAUUUUGGAUUUUGGGUUGGCGCGACAUACAGAUGAUGAAAUGACAGGAUAUGUAGCAACCAGGUGGUACAGAGCUCCUGAGAUUAUGCUGAACUGGAUGCAUUACAAUCAAACAGUUGAUAUUUGGUCAGUUGGAUGCAUUAUGGCUGAACUUUUGACUGGAAGAACACUGUUCCCUGGUACAGACCAUAUUGAUCAGUUGAAGCUCAUUUUGAGACUCGUUGGAACCCCAGGCCCUGAGCUUUUGAAGAAAAUCUCUUCAGAGUCUGCAAGAAAUUACAUACAGUCCUUGUCUUACAUGCCGAAGAUGAAUUUUGAAAAUGUAUUUAUUGGUGCCAAUCCUCUAGCUGUAGACUUGUUGGAGAAGAUGCUGGUGCUGGACACAGAUAAACGAAUCACUGCUGCUGAAGCUUUGGCCCAUGGCUAUUUUUCUCAGUAUCAUGAUCCAGAUGAUGAGCCAGUGGCAGAUCCUUAUGACCAGUCCUUUGAAAGCAGAGAACUUGAUAUUGAGGAAUGGAAAAGCCUGACCUAUGAUGAAGUGGUCAGCUUUGUGCCACCACCACUUGACCAGGAGGAAAUGGAAUCCUGAGAAUCUGUUUCUCUUUGUCCCAUAUCACUGUGAGGGGAACAUCUUUUUCAUAGGAAUUCUCCACAUACUGUUCAAGUGCCUCUUGCCAUGAAGAUUCUCCUCGGGGGAGAAUGUGUGUGUGUGUGUGUGUGUGUGUAUGUAUAUGUGUGAAUGUGUUGAAUGAAAAGGAAGGAAAAGAAAGAUUCAGAGGGGAGUAUUUAUACAGAACCUGUAUAAAAUUGCAUGUUCUCUUGUAUUUUUGUACACAGUCUGGGACAUAUUUCUAAAGACCUGUUUGAUUGCUUUUUCGCCUUUACUGCUGAUAAUCAGCUUUCAUUGCUCUAGGUCUAGGCAGAUAGUAUGCAGGGAAGCUGAGAUUUCAGAUGCUCAGUAGAAAUUGUUGCCAUUAAAUGGCUCUUCUAUCAAGAAAAGACUUAGAAAAUGGAAACUGAACUAUUACUUGAACUGUGCUCCCUGCUUUCCAAGAUGAGGGAGUAAAGGAUUUAUUUCAGUUGCUUACACUCAGAGUGUCUCCCCGCUUUUAUAACAGCAGAAAAGCUGACUCCUGAAUGUCCGGCUAUCUUUAAUAUGAAACAGGUUAAAAAAAAAAAGUUUGUGCCUUAAAUCAGUGUUUCUCAACCUCAGCAGCUUUAAGAUGUGUGGC